GUUUGCGUGACUUUGUCGUUGAUGGCAGCGCCUUCGACGCAGCAAGACGCCGCUGUUGCCAGUGAACGCCCAGCGUCAGCCGCAGCGGACCGUGAGGAUUCGCCAAUGUCUACAGCCGCUUCGGUUGAACACUUCAAGUUCUCUGUGGACGGACACAGCUAUUCGUCAACGCUCAACACCCUUGAUCGCAGGUCGUUUGCAUCGCAUGAAGCAUACUCGGAGUUUUUGACGGAAACGUUUCAUGGCGACGUGCCUCAAACCAAGUACCGCUCAGGCCGGUCGUCUCCUGUGUGGAAAUACUUGCACAAAUUGGACGUGCCACAGGUGAACCGUCGCAAAAAAGUGUGCGAGUACGUGUGUGUGUUGUGUGCCGACGACGGUACCACACCAUGGGAGGACUGCCUCAUCGCGAUGUAUGGCAAUCGUUCGUCUAACGGCGCCACACAUCUCCAGUCGCGCCACAAAGACCUCCUUCUCACGGAGGAUCGACAACCGGCAGAUACCACGCCAUCAACAAUCACGACGACCGCUGGACCUGUCAAAAAGCAAACAAAACGCCAAUAUGGGCAACUUUUGUCCCCACCCACACCACCGCGGCGUGAUGCGUUUCCCAUUGCCAAGAAGCGCAAAUCGUCCCCGCAGACCACGACCAAGAAGGCCCCGAUGGCUCCCGAGACUACGUCUUCGGACUCGUUGACCGUGCAUAAGAUGACAUCUCAAUGCCCUGCACUGGAUGAGACUAACCUCUUGGCAUCACUGGUGUACCCCCUAUCUCCCAACUCCUUCAUGGAUGGAUUCUACCAGAAGAAGGCACUUGCGAUUCACGCGCCAAGCGAUCGAUUUGAACAACUGAUCCACCAGGGCCUAGAAGACUUGGACAUAAAGCAGCUGCUCACAACAACAUCAUCGGAGGAAUUGCAAGCAUGGGUACAGACCAAGCGCGGCGGCGAGGACGAUGACGAUGGCAAGAUUGAGUCAGUCAAAGUCGAGUCGGUGGAGGCAGCCGCGAUUCUGCAUGCGGCUGGCCACUCGCUGUACUUUCGUGGAUCGCCUGAGCUCAGUGCGACGUUGAUUCCGGCGCUUGCCAAAGACCUGGGCUUCGGGUUCACGGCGACGUCGAUCCACGGUGAAUCGCAGGGGGAGAUUGAAAUCUUUUGCGCGAAAGCAGGGCAUGUCACUGACUGGCACUUUGACUUUAUGGAGAACUUCUCUGUCCAAGUGGCUGGCAAGAAGAAGUGGAAGUUGCAGCCGAGCAGCGUACCGUACCCGGUCCGCGGCUGCACGCCACACUACAAGACCCAGGAGGUCGUCGAGCAGCAGCUCAAGAUCCAUCGCCUGACGGACCCAGCCUUUGAUUACCAUCCGACGUUCGACAACGUGUCUGAGGUCACACUCGAGCCCGGUUCGGUGCUGUACUUUCCCGCCGGCAUGUGGCACCGCGUCGAGUGCACGGAAGACUCGAUCACGAUGAACUUGAGCAUGUUUCCCACCCCCCACGCAGAUAUCGUGGUCGAUGCACUCCGGCAUGUCCUGCUCCAGUCCGACAGGUGGCGACGAGGUGUGAGCUACGACACGCCGGACGCCGCUCGUGCCUAUAUGACUGAUCUGUUGAACGAUCUCAAGGAUCAAAUUGGAAAAUUGACUGCGGCAGACAUUUUACCUGAGCGCCUGUUGAUCCAUGGACGUGGAAUUAGUGGCGACGACGACGACAGUGAUGACGGUGACGAUGAGGAUGACGAUGACGAUGGCGACGAAAAGGAAGAGCGAACGAAGGACGGCGCGGAAGGGAAGCUGACAAAGCGUGUGCUACGGCUUGACGAUCCUGCGCUACUCGAAGACAGUGCGAUUGCUUUCCGACAGACGACGCGAGUCAAGUUGAACCCGUUGGCAAGUGUCAUGCACCAUGCCGACAUCCCAUCGAUCCAUUACGACACGGGAUAUGCCGCCGACGACCUCGUGUACAUUUUAAACGUUGGGUUUGGCCACACAAGCUACAUGUCGUCGCUUCGCCUCGAAUUUCAGUGCAGUCCGUUGCAGGCCAAACUGAUUGACAUGAUCGUCCAAGCUCCCUCGGCGACUCCAUUUUCGCUGCGCACAAUGCUCGAUGCAUCCAAGGAGCUCGCGGCUUUGUCGAAGAAGAAGAGCGAGACGCGGGAACUUUUGGUAGCCCUGCACUUCCUUGCCCACGCAGGGUAUCUCACUGUCGUCGUCAACGACGAUUUCAAUUCCGAAGAAGGUUGAAGCACCAUAAAAAGAAAUUGAGCUGAAUUUGUCGUCCGGAUAAAAAAUUCGUUCAUCCG
Messenger RNA from Aphanomyces invadans, 2300 nucleotides. RefSeq lists its product as hypothetical. Lineage: Eukaryota; Oomycota; Saprolegniomycetes; Saprolegniales; Verrucalvaceae. The transcript is spliced from 3 exons. Gene Ontology annotation, molecular function: 2-oxoglutarate-dependent dioxygenase activity. The coding region runs from base 22 to 2241 and encodes 739 amino acids. The record is from RefSeq and is a predicted model, not a curated record.